UUGUUUCAGGAUAGCAAGGGAUCCAAGGGACGAUUAUCUUGAUAAAGCUCGCUGUCCGGCGUCGAUGAACCACGUGUCAAUAAGACCACCGGCCGAGCCGAGACCUCGACGUCGACCGACCUCAAGGUGUUGUUGAAUGCAACUCUUCGCUUCUUGGCGCUCACUUACAUGUGCACAGUUGUGAUUGUACUGCAAGUGCUACCCAGCACUUCUUCAAGCUGGUACCUACGAAAUGCCGAGCAGAGAAUCGUCCGAAGAUUGGUCGCUCUACUACGCAUAUGGGGCUCUCGGCGUUCAGGCAUUGCUGCCGAUCGUAAUCGGGUCAUAUGCAAGCGUCAAGACGCCAAAAUGGAUACGACAUCGGGGCAAGGCUACGAAGAAGGAGGUCAUCCUGAACCCAGAUGAUUCUGAUGACGAGGACGAUGAGGAGGUGGAGGAGCGGAUAGGCUUGACCGACAGCUUGAUGUUCCCCGUCAUUGCUUCGUGCAUGCUGCUUGGAUUAUUCUUGGUAUUCAAGUAUCUGGAUUCCAAAUGGAUCAACAAGAUCCUCGGGGGUUACUUUGCGUUCGCUUCUGUACUAGCAUUCCAGUUCACCUUCACAUACCUCAUUAAAGGCGCUUGGAGCAAGUUCUCGAGCAAGCCGUAUACCAAGUAUCAUUUCCGACUAGAGCAAGGUUACAAGCAAAUCAUGCACAUACCCCUCACUGCGAUCUCGCUGGUCGUUAUCCCAUUCUCGAUUGCCCUACCGAUCAUUUACAUCUUUACGGAUAGACCUUGGUAUAUCACGAACAUCCUCUCGUUCUCCUUCGCGGUGUCGUCGAUCAGCGUGCUCAGGCUCGACGGCUUCAAGACGGGCGGCGCUCUUCUCAUCGGGUUGUUCUUUUACGAUAUCUUUUGGGUAUUCGGUACCCCUGUCAUGGUCACCGUAGCCAAGAAUCUUGACGCUCCGAUUAAGGUCCUGGCCCCGCGAGAUCUUCAUAACGCAGACGCUGGCUUCAGCAUGUUGGGUCUCGGAGACAUCGUCAUACCAGGGAUUUUCGUAUCGCUAGCUCUGCGAUACGACUUUUCAUCCUACGUCAGACGCACUCUCAAGCGAAACCCCGAUGCUUCGCCGGCAGCGGGCGAUUCCUAUAGCAAACCGUACUUUUUGGCUGUCAUGGUGGCCUACAUCGCCGGACUUGCUACGACCGUGGCGGUCAUGCACAUCUUCGAAGCCGCUCAACCUGCUCUUCUCUAUUUGUCACCUGCAUGUAUUGGUGCCAUCCUCCUGAUGGGUGUUUUGCGAGGCGAGCUUCCUCAACUGUGGCAAUGGAGUGACGACGAGGAGGAGACAGAGAAAGGAGAGCAGAACAAGGUCACCUGGGCCGAAGCCGCCAAGAUGGAUGAAACCCCGGUAGUGGGUGAUUAUGCUCGUAAAGCCAACCCGGUCGAGGGGAAACCGACUGCUUCGACGGAAGACCAGGCUUCUCCUUCCGUCACUGCCUCACAGGACAACGAAGACUGGAUGAACUUGGAGAACGACAAGUCGGAGAACGGAAAGUCCAAGAAAAAGAAAGCCAGCAAGAAGAAGAAGUAGAGCGCGGGGACAGUUUAGGCACAAUCGUCCAUUCAUCAUAUUGCAUAUUCAUUCCGACAUGUGUUUACGUUGUUGUGCUCGAUUGUCAUGGUCGCUGGAUCGUGCUAAAAGAGAAUCGCCUGCCCGUCGGGACAACCAGUCGUCAGUCGAAGUGGUGUCGAAGC
Filobasidium floriforme is the source of this 1740-nucleotide messenger RNA. Its product is annotated as putative minor histocompatibility antigen h13. The coding region runs from base 233 to 1576 and encodes 447 amino acids. Gene Ontology annotation, cellular component: membrane; cytoplasmic side of endoplasmic reticulum membrane; lumenal side of endoplasmic reticulum membrane. Lineage: Eukaryota; Fungi; Basidiomycota; Tremellomycetes; Filobasidiales; Filobasidiaceae. Gene Ontology annotation, biological process: membrane protein proteolysis. The transcript is spliced from 7 exons. The record is from RefSeq and is a predicted model, not a curated record. Gene Ontology annotation, molecular function: aspartic endopeptidase activity, intramembrane cleaving.